AUGGGUGGGGAGGAGAUGGCCACACUGUCCAUCUUCUACUCUGAUGGGUACUCCUCCAUCGACAGGGAGGCACUCAGAGAUGAGUGGAUUGCCUACCGACAGCAGCUGGGCAACUAUCAUCAGAAAACUCCAUGGACUGAUGUGACACUUCCUCAAGUGAUUGACAUCCCAUUCAGCUCAUCCCAGACACCCAGUGUUCCACAUGUGACUGUUGUGCCACAACCCCUCUUUUCUCAGAAUGACUGUCUGGACCUGAGAGAAAUCCCUGGAUGGAAGGCAGUCGAUGACCUAGCCGGGUACCUUGUCAGCCUGAACCAUAGCAUUACUGCUUUGUCCACCUCUGAAAUAGCAGAGAUACGGCGGCUGUACUCCCACUUGCAUGCCAUCGACCAGUCACCUACCACAUAUUCUCUCAAGUCCAAGAAGAAGACUUUGCCAGGGUUGUGGAGAGCGUCUUGGAAAUGUAGUGGCUCGGCACCUGGCCAGCAAGCAGCUGAAAGACUCUUCAUGGUACACAGCCAGGCUGCCCACAGACCUGAUGUGAAUAGGGUGUCAGAAUGUGUGGCACUGAAACUUUUCAAAGAGUUCAGGGAAGCCGGAAGUAGGCCCAAGGACAACAGAGGCAAAACUUUUGAUAUCUAG
Messenger RNA from Sphaeramia orbicularis (orbiculate cardinalfish), 642 nucleotides. RefSeq lists its product as uncharacterized. The record is from RefSeq and is a predicted model, not a curated record. The transcript has 3 exons. Bases 1 to 642 code for a protein of 213 amino acids. Lineage: Eukaryota; Metazoa; Chordata; Actinopteri; Kurtiformes; Apogonidae.